GAGCAAUCCCAUGAUACAUCGGGCGUUGCGCCUUCUUUGUGAACAUACUAGCUAACAGUUUAAUAGUCGAUUAAUACACCUAUGUUUUGACGCUUACCAAGGGAACGAAGAAAACACCAGAAUUCAUAAUGAAAUCAGCAAAAAUUAUGUGGAAACUGUGCCUGAGCAUGUUAAUCAUAUAUUUGGUGUUUAAAUAUUUCCACAUAUAUGUCACCGAGUCACCAAUAGCAUAUUCAGUACCUGAUAAAUGCCAAAAGCUCCCGUCAUCUAUACAUGCCAAUGAUGAAAUAACGAAUGAACAAAAACAAAAUAUAAGAAAGUCGGUGAAGGAAUGUUUUCCUCAUGACAUGACGUUCCUUGUAUACAACAAUAACGUAAGUCCAUCAAGUAUGAAUUUUAAGCAAGGAUUUAGCAUCACAGAAUAUAUCUCAAGUUUACUUUCUUAUACUGGAACUGCAGCAAAUAGCAUUAGUAAAAUGAAUUUUGAAAAAAUGAACUUGCAGAGAGACUGUGCGAUUAUUGGCAACGGAGGAAUACUAACAGGAAGCAACUGCGGAAAAAAUAUUAAUAAACAUGACUUUGUGAUCCGCUCGAAUCUCGCCCCGAUCGAAAACUAUGAGGAAGACGUCGGUGUAAAGGCGAACAUCACUGUCCUGAACACCUCAAUAAUAAAACAAGUUACCAAUACGAUCAAUCAGAUAAAUGGUUCUCAAGGAGAUAAAUUUCUCAGACGGAUCCGAUACUUGAAUAAUUCAAUUCUGUGGUAUAGUAAAGAUACCCGAGUAAAAUUCAAAACAAAUAAUAAAUUACUGACUCUCAUUAAGCUUCUAAAAGACAAAUAUAAGCUUGGAAUCCGAUUUGCUUAUAGCUGGAAGAGCGUCGGACCACUGGUACAAUGGUUCUGGGACAUUGAUGUUCGACACCCGACAACUGGUCUUAACAUGUUCACCGUGGCUGCCUCUCUCUGCAAUAGUACCACUCUCUAUGGAUUCUACCCUUUCUACAAUGAUACAAAAGGAAAUCCGUUGCAGUACCAUUAUUAUGACAAAAGGAAUGUGAACCUCCAGGCGCACAAAACACAUAAUAUGCCGAGAGAGUACGAGUUGCUAAAGAAACUUAACCAGUCUGGAUUUUUGAGUCUCGUGACUGAUUGUGGACAAUGAAGAUUUGACGAUAUGGAGUGCGAUAUCGCUCAGUAUUCGGUUCCUGAACGGCUAUGGAGUGCGAUAUCGCUCAGUAUUCGGUUCCUGAACGGCUAUAGAGUGCGAUAUCGCUCAGAAUUCGGUUCCUGAACUCAAGGCAAUUCAACAGAAGGACGCACAUCUCGGGACAUCAAAGAUUAUAAUUCUGGCAUCGACAUUCUAGGCGCACGUGCGUCCCUACACGCUGAACGUCACAAAACCAUAGCAACCAGCCAUAAA
This is a messenger RNA of Anneissia japonica, 1421 nucleotides long. RefSeq names its product alpha-2,8-sialyltransferase 8B-like. Gene Ontology annotation, molecular function: alpha-N-acetylneuraminate alpha-2,8-sialyltransferase activity. The record is from RefSeq and is a predicted model, not a curated record. NCBI's taxonomy places the organism in Eukaryota, Metazoa, Echinodermata, Crinoidea, Comatulida, Comatulidae. Gene Ontology annotation, biological process: oligosaccharide metabolic process; N-glycan processing. The coding region runs from base 129 to 1163 and encodes 344 amino acids. The transcript has 5 exons.